Messenger RNA from Otolemur garnettii (small-eared galago), 990 nucleotides. RefSeq names its product BPI fold containing family A member 2 (gene BPIFA2). The record is from RefSeq and is a predicted model, not a curated record. Gene Ontology annotation, molecular function: lipid binding. The transcript is spliced from 8 exons. Bases 1 to 990 code for a protein of 329 amino acids. NCBI's taxonomy places the organism in Eukaryota, Metazoa, Chordata, Mammalia, Primates, Galagidae.
AUGCUUCAGCUUUGGAAACUUGUUCUCUUGUGUGGCCUGCUCACUGGGACCUCAGCAUCUCUUCUUCAUCUUGGCGAUGACCUGCAUGGUGUCGUGGACAAGCUGACACCUGUUCUUGAUAAGGGACUCGAGACAGUUGACCAUGCCUUGGACAAGCUGACACCUAAAGUAAAGGUCGACUUGAAGGUGCUACAGAAUUCCAGUGCUUGGAAACUGGCCGUAAAUAAGAUCCAGGAAGCUCAGAAACUAAUAGACAAUGUCUUUUCUGAUUCCCUUCCAAGUUUGGAGAAGAGCUUGGGGUUGAAAACCAAAAACUUCCUCAUCCUGGAUAUCAAACCCCAAGUGACUGCUGAUGGCAAUAAAUUUGCCCUGAGGAUCCCCGUCAUCGCCAAUCUCACUUUGGACCUGCCCAUACUUGGCCAGAUCAUCGACCUGCAGGUCUCCUUGGACUUCCUGACUGGAGUCACAGUUGAAAUUGAUCCCCAGACCAAAGUGCCCAGGCUGAUCCUGGGAGAAUGCGCCGUUGACCCAAACAGCAUCUCAUUCUCCUUGAUGGACAGACGCAGCAAAUUAAUCAACAAUGUUGUGGACGCAAUCACUGGAACCCUGAAUAAUGCUGUGCCCUACAUAAUGCAGAAGGAUGUAUGCCCGCUGAUCCAUAUCCUCCUCCGCGACUUGAAUGUGGACGUGAAGUAUAUUCAUGACCUCAUGGGUAAGGAUGCUGUGGACAAAGUGAAGAUCCAUAAUCUUCAACUGCUCAAAGUGUCCAUGAAGGUCACCCAAUCCGGAGGGGAGGGAGAGCUGCGCGUACCCCUGGCAUUUGGUUUGACUGUGAACCCCCCACUCUUGAAGCCUUUCACAGCUGAUGUGCAAGGAGACCUGGGACUCCAGGUUCGUGUGGAGAUGAAUCCCGAUGGCAGCCACCGAUUUGUUCUCGGAAACUGCAGGACCUCACCUCAGUCCAUACGGAUCCAAUUUAGAGAAUCGUGA